Messenger RNA from Mizuhopecten yessoensis (Yesso scallop), 2062 nucleotides. RefSeq names its product BRCA1-A complex subunit BRE-like. The transcript has 11 exons. NCBI's taxonomy places the organism in Eukaryota, Metazoa, Mollusca, Bivalvia, Pectinida, Pectinidae. Gene Ontology annotation, biological process: double-strand break repair. The coding region runs from base 57 to 1190 and encodes 377 amino acids. Gene Ontology annotation, cellular component: BRCA1-A complex; BRISC complex. The record is from RefSeq and is a predicted model, not a curated record.
UAGAUUUGUUUGUAAUCCGGGUUAAAGAGACGCUCUGACAACAUCAACUUGAGAAGAUGGGAACAGAAUAUAUUGGAAAAAUUGCCCCUUGUUUUACACAUUUGAUAGAUACGGUGAUCAGAAAUGGGAAGAUUGGAAUAUGCGGUGCACAUGUGCGCAUAUCGGACAUCAGAACUGGGUCACUAAGUACUUCAAAGAAGCCCAAUGGUGACAGAUUUCAGGUGCUACUUCCCUUUGCAGGCCAGACACUACAAUGGGAUGUAAUUUUCGACUGUAACUAUCCCCAGGACCCUCCAGAUUUUAUCUUUUCAACAGAUGACAAUGACUUUUGUCCCUAUGAGGAGGAUGUCAAGAGUUUGGUGAACUGGGACUACAAUGACCCCAGUAGUCUACUGAAUGUCCUGAAUGAGUUGUUGGUCUUGUACCGUGAACACCAUCAGCGCCGGAUAGAGGCCCACUCUCGCCUUCAGUUUGAGUACUCCUCUCUUAUUGACCAAGCCAACCUAGCACCAGAAGACAUUGAGAUAUUCGUACACAAAGCUGAGGCCAAGGUUGGUCCAGUCGUGUUUCUGGUCAAAAUGUCAGUAGAUUUUACAAAGAUCCCAGCUUACCUAACCAAGGACAAUCCUGGAGAGGACUCAGCCGUUUUACUAGUCAACUUCCCCUCCCCCAACACUUCACGGAUAAGUCCCCAACUGUACCUCUCACCUAGAGUAGAAAAUGCCCUUGGAGGGUCGGCUAACCUGAGGAUUCCUCCCUAUCCCAGUGGUGGCUGUCUGCUGGAUUAUGUUCCAAAUGUCUGUGAACUUUUACAGAACAAGGUGGACCAGAUAUCAAAUGUUCACGAGAAGAAGAAAGAGUACAUAGCUGCCUUUCUCAGUACCUUUGGCAGAUCAGUGUUGGAAUAUGACGCAGAAGUAUUUACUAGGAUUUCAUUUCUUUUUGAAUGGAAUGAUUUCUUCUUCAUACUUUAUGUGGAGCUGCCCUCAUUCUUCCCCCAGGAGCCUCCCAUCUUUACUUUCCAGUCAAUCUACCACGAGUCCAAAGGCAAGCCAUACACCGAGACGUACAAUGACUACCCAUACAGCCCUCGCUGGACUGCAAACAAAAUGGCAGAGAAAGCAAGGGAAUACAUCCUAUGUAGUAUUGGAACGUUCCAGAAAUCCUCAGUCCACAGUGGUUCUCUAUAGACCAACACGUGCUCAACUAAGUGACAAAAUAUGCGUGCUCAACUUAUUGACAGUAUAUUUUUUCUAUCAUCAUCAUGAUGUCAAGUAUGAAAACCAUUGUUUUGCUGCUUUCCUAUUUGGACCUGUAUACUAAAAGGACAUUGUGUUGUUUCAAUAUGCCAUUUUUUGUGACAAGUAGCUCUUUCGGGAAAAGUGCAUUCUUCAUGAAAUGAAAAUGUUCAUAGAAAGUCAGUUCAGAUACUGUAUAGUAUUACCUACAGAGAUAAGCAAUUUGUUAUUUCAGUCCUUUUUUUCUGCUUUACACAUAUAUUUAUGUACCUCAAGAAUGUGGAAAGCUUGCUUCAUUGUAUUCUGUAAUCAUUAAAGUUAUGUUAUUAAGAAAUCUUAUAUUUUCUUUAUCAUCUGUAUAUAGCAAGGAAAAACAUUGCAUUCAAUCUUCCUCCUGACAAAUUGUUUAUCAUAAAAUGAACAAAAGUCCAUAAUACUGUACAGAGUGGAACAGAGGACCCAAUUUUAGCAUGUGAAGCUCCAUCAUCCAGGGAGGUCACUAGUAAAAAAAAUAGUUUUGUUAACUGUAGGUCACAAGAAUAUAUGAGAUCUCCCAUGGAGGACAAUAUGAUGUGCAGUGAGGGCCAUAAUUGUACACAGGGAGGUACAAGUGAGCAAAGGGCCAUAAUUGUAUGUACACAGGGAGGUACAAACCCAAUUUCAGUAUGCAAUACUCGGCCACACCAAGAGAUAUCGAGGUUCCCCAAAGAGUGAUGGUUGGUAAUCAUACCUCGUGUCUUUAUACAAUUUGAAAAGUAACUAACGAGAGUUAAAUAAACAUGAUAACCAACCGUCAGAAGUUUGGGGAUCGUUUUCUCCCACAA